AUGCAACACACCGCUGGUGUCCGUCUAUUUUCAGCACCGUGUGCCAUCAGGCUGCAGCAUCAGCGAUCUGACACCGAUGCGUCCCCAAACAAAAGUUACGUUAACGUAGGUCACGUCGCCGCCAGAUUACGCCGAAGACGAUUUAACUCUCGCACUCCCCUACCGCCGCGUGUUACAGUCGCAGUUCGAGCUUCGCGUCGUCAACAAACACGCGCGCACUGAGUGAAUUCACUGUGUCCUUGUGUGAAAACUGGGAAUAGAACCGAACAUUCAAUGGCGUUGAAUAUCCUUCGAAACGAUCGAAUUCAAGUGGACGAAGAAAAGCAUUACUAUUCGCCAACGGGAUGCCAAGUUUCACGUGUCGAAAUAAUCGUCUUUCAAAGGGGAUCGACCCGGCGUCGUUUUCAAGAUGGAGUAUCCGAGGGCGACGCGACGUCCUCACCGAUGCGCGGUUCGAGUACGACUGACUCGGGGAGCUCGUCGAGCCGAAAGCCACAAGCCGCGUCAGCCGACCGGUGGCGACGGACCAAUCAGGGUUGUCCUCUGCGCAACUACCCGACAUCAGAGAAUUGA
This is a messenger RNA of Osmia bicornis bicornis, 573 nucleotides long. RefSeq lists its product as uncharacterized. NCBI's taxonomy places the organism in Eukaryota, Metazoa, Arthropoda, Insecta, Hymenoptera, Megachilidae. The record is from RefSeq and is a predicted model, not a curated record.